Molecule: messenger RNA, 1672 nt
Organism: Cololabis saira (Pacific saury)
Lineage: Eukaryota; Metazoa; Chordata; Actinopteri; Beloniformes; Belonidae
Product: protein NLRC3-like
Exons: 2
Coding region: 28-1551 (507 amino acids)
Molecular function (GO): protein binding
Source: RefSeq, a predicted model, not a curated record
CAUCGAUUCUUCUCUGAAACCAGAGAAAUGUGCAGCUUUGAAAAGUUCCAGGUCGUGUUCAUCUUUGACGGUCUGGAUGAGUGUCGACUUCCUCUGGACUUCCACAACAAUGAGGUCCUGACUGAUGUUACAGAGUCCACCUCAGUGGACGUGCUGCUGACAAACCUCAUCAGGGGGAACCUGCUUCCUUCUGCUCGUCUCUGGAUCACCACACGACCCGCAGCAGCCAAUCAGAUCCCUCCUUACUGUGUUUCCAUGGUGACAGAGGUCAGAGGGUUCACUGACCCACAGAAGGAGGACUACUUCAGGAAGAGGUUCAGAGAAGAGGAGCAGACCAGCAGGAUCAUCUCCCACAUCAAGACAUCACGAAGCCUCCACAUCAUGUGCCACAUCCCAGUCUUCUGCUGGAUCACUGCUACGGUCCUGGAGAACGUCCUGGAAACCAGAGAGGGAGGGGAGCUGCCCAAGACCCUGACUGAGAUGUACAUCCACUUCCUUGUGGUCCAGGCCAAACUGAAGAAGGUCAAGUAUGAUGGAGGAGCUGAGACGGAUCCACACUGGAGUCCAGAGAGCAGGAAGAUGGUGGAGUCUCUGGGAAAACUGGCUUUUGAGCAGCUGCAGAAAGGAAACCUGAUCUUCUAUGAACCAGACCUGAGAGAGUGUGGCAUCGAUGUCAGAGAGGCUUCAGUGUACUCAGGAGUGUUCACCCAGAUCUUUAGAGAGGAGAGCAGCCUGUACCAGGACCAGGUCUUCUGCUUCAUCCAUCUGAGUGUUCAGGAGUUUCUGGCUGCUCUUCAUGUCCGUCUGACCUUCAUCAAGUCUGGAGUCAACCUGCUGGAGGAACAAAGAAACACCUCCAGAUGGUAUAAAACAAGAGCUGUGACUGAUCUCCAUCAGAGUGCUGUGGACAAGGCCUUACAGAGUCCUAACGGACACCUGGACUUGUUCCUCCGCUUCCUCUUGGGUCUUUCACUAGAGACCAAUCAGACUCUCCUACGAGGUCUGUUGAAACCAAAACAAAGAAGUUCACAGAACAAUCAGGAAACAGUUAAAUACAUCAAGAAGAAGAUCAGUGAGGAUCUGUCUGCAGAGAGAAGCAUCAACCUGUUCCACUGUCUGAAUGAACUGAACGAUCGUUCUCUGGUGGAGGAGGUCCAACAGUCCCUGAGGUCAGGACGUCUCUCCACAGGUAAACUGUCUCCUGCUCAGUGGUCGGCUCUGGGCUUCAUCUUACUGUCAUCAGAAGAAGAUCUGGAGGUGUUUGACCUGAAGAAAUACUCAGCUUCAGAGCAGGCUCUACGGAGGCUGCUGCCGGUGGUCAAAGCCUCCAAGAAAGUUGUGUUGAGUGACUGUAACCUCUCAGAGGACAUCUGUCCACUUCUGUCCUCAGUUCUCAGCUCUCAGUCCUCCAGUCUGACAGAACUGGACCUGAGUAACAACCACCUGCAAGAUUCAGGACUGAAGAAGCUGUGUCCUGGACUGGAGAGUCCACACUGUCACCUGGAGUCUCUCAGGUCAGAAUCCCCCAAGUGUUCAACUGUGGACCGUUAGAACUGUGGUUGAUAUUGAAAGAUUGUUGAUGUGUUUCUGCUGAUCCUCUGACUUUUCCUUCAGCACCAUCAUCAGGUGAACACGAGGACAGAGUCAGCUUUAGUCUCAGAGCAGUUCUCUC